Drosophila suzukii is the source of this 786-nucleotide messenger RNA. Its product is annotated as mpv17-like protein 2. Gene Ontology annotation, cellular component: membrane; mitochondrion; cytoplasm. NCBI's taxonomy places the organism in Eukaryota, Metazoa, Arthropoda, Insecta, Diptera, Drosophilidae. Gene Ontology annotation, biological process: cellular response to reactive oxygen species; mitochondrial ribosome assembly. The record is from RefSeq and is a predicted model, not a curated record.
UAUGUCGUUAGAAAUUCGAAAAUAUUUUUUUAGGUCGAAUCCAAAAUUUGAGGUUACAAUAAUGUGUUGCUAGGAUAAAUUGGCAUGGCAACGCCCAUCCAAAGAGGCAUCAUUGGUAUUCCAGAUGGCCCGAAGAUUGCAAUGGAAGCGGUUGGCUCAGACUCUUGACCGGUUUCACCAGGCUGCCUUUAGUCCAAAGUAUCUCCUUUACACCAACAUUGGCGUCUCCGUUGGCUUGAGCAUGGUGGGCGAUACCAUGGAGCAGUCAUACGAACGCUUUAUAGGGGAACUGCCGGAAUGGAACCGUAUACGAACUGUGCGUAUGGGCAUUUCCGGGUUUACGGUAGGAUUGGUAUGCCACUAUUGGUACCAAUACCUGGACUACCUGUACCCCCAUCGCACCUAUAAGGUGGUCAUAAUCAAGAUCCUAUUGGAUCAGCUCAUCUGCUCGCCCUUCUACAUCGCCGUGUUUUUUCUUACCAUGGCCAUUCUGGAGGACAAUACGUGGGAGGAGCUAAAGCAGGAGAUCAAGGAUAAGGCCCUUAUCCUAUACGCGGCCGAAUGGACAGUGUGGCCUUUGGCGCAGUUCAUAAACUUCCUGCUGAUAAGACCGCAGUACAGGGUGUUCUACGACAACACCAUUAGUCUGGGAUACGACAUCUAUACUUCCCAGGUAAAAUAUCGCAAGAAGCCGGAGCCCAAAACCGAGUAAUAUUUUAAGGAAUAUAUUUUGUAUCUUAUUUUAAAGCUAGGCGCCAAAUCCAAAAAUCAUUAUACAAGUUUUGU